Engraulis encrasicolus (European anchovy) is the source of this 1043-nucleotide messenger RNA. RefSeq names its product mediator complex subunit 19a (gene med19a). Gene Ontology annotation, cellular component: mediator complex. NCBI's taxonomy places the organism in Eukaryota, Metazoa, Chordata, Actinopteri, Clupeiformes, Engraulidae. The transcript has 6 exons. The record is from RefSeq and is a predicted model, not a curated record. Gene Ontology annotation, biological process: positive regulation of transcription by RNA polymerase II. Gene Ontology annotation, molecular function: transcription coregulator activity; transcription factor binding. Bases 130 to 864 code for a protein of 244 amino acids.
GUGUGCAUCGCGUCAUUGUUUGUCAGACAGACUCAGAGCAAGGGAAGACGUUCAGUCUGUGAGACGUCUGGUAUUUCUCGUUUGUAUUUUGCAUGCAUUUCAAGCUUAAAUGACACCACUACUACAACUAUGACCGAAAUCUUUUCUACUUUAUUCGGCCAAAGCGAAACUCAAGUACCUCCGGCCUCGUCAAUAGGUUUUGGGCCAGGCAAACCUCCGCCACCCCUACCGCAAAAUCAAGUGUCAAUGCCGGCUCAGAUAGCACCACAGCACGGUGACGAAGGGCCUGCUGCUCUACGGAAACCAGGAGUCAUGAAUGAGCCCUUUUAUUUACUCCGGGAACUUCCAGCUGGCAACGAGUUGACGGGCAACACAAACCUUAUCACACAUUAUAACCUGGAACAUGCAUAUAAUAAAUUCUGUGGGAAGAAAGUCAAAGAGAAACUGAGCAACUUUCUACCAGAGCUUCCAGGCAUGAUAGAUGUUCCUGGUGGCCAGGAUGGAAGCUCACUCAGGUCUCUAAUCGACAAGCAGCCAGUUUGUGGAAACUCCUUUAGUCCUCUGACUGGAAAUCUCCUCACUGGCUUCAGACUCCACACUGGACCGCUUCCUGAACAGUACAGGCUGAUGCACAUUCAACCUCCAAAGAAGAAAAGUAAACACAAACACAGACAUCAUCGACCCCAGGACCCCAUCCCACCAGAGACACCCUCAGACUCUGAUCCCAAGAAGAAGAAGAAAAAGAGGGACGACGAUCCGGACCGCAAAAAGAAAAAGAAAGAUAAGAAAAAGAAGAAGAAUCGCCACAGUCCUGACCAUCCGGGCCUGGCCAACUCCCAGCUAGGAAGCAACAGCCUGAGAUAAACAGACAUGUACAGCUACCAUCCAACUCCCCUCCCCCUCCCAUCAGUGUUUGUGUGUUUGAGGAUGCGUGUAUUAUAUGAGAUUUUUGACAAAUGAAGAGACUUCAUUGAGAUCCUUGUACAAAUUACUGUAUUUACAUUUAAUCCAGUUUAAUAAACUUUUGAUUAUAAAAGUGUAAA